Colletotrichum abscissum is the source of this 1086-nucleotide messenger RNA. RefSeq lists its product as uncharacterized. The transcript has a single exon. Lineage: Eukaryota; Fungi; Ascomycota; Sordariomycetes; Glomerellales; Glomerellaceae. The coding region runs from base 1 to 1086 and encodes 361 amino acids. The record is from RefSeq and is a predicted model, not a curated record.
AUGUCCCAACGAACCCUUACCUGGUGGGAAGGCCAGUAUGACCUGUCCAAGAUACGGGAUAACGGGUGGAACCUGCAACUCGCGCAGCCCGUUGCCUCGACCAACGCCGCUCCCGCAUACAACGUCAUCUGGCAGUCGUUCGGCCUUGCUCCCACGCAGCAGAUCACGUGGGAUGUCAAGUACGCUCUCAACUUCUCCGCGGUCCUGCCUGGCCAGGGGGUAGAGGUCGUUAUCUCUAGCAAGUGGCAGCCGUGUGACAAGGGAGGGGUCUUCGACAUCAACGAGAAUGGCUUCUUCGUUCCAUCCACGGCCCCGUCCAAGCCCGGCUGGCUCAAGGUGGGCGAAGUCAACUACCAGUACCCGGGCGUUCCAGGCAUCCACAUCGUGGUCGGCGUCUUCAACCCUGCCACCGGAGGGUAUCAGCCUAUCUUCAUCGACUCGGCUUCGCUCCCCCCUGGAAGCUCCGGGGAGUACCAACCGCAGGAGACCAUCGCCUGGUGGCUCGAAGGCGGCAACCACACCGGCCAGGUCUUUAGCGGCACACGCUCCCGCGGUACGACGAAGGAUGUCUCGAGCCCCGCGGUCAGCACGAACAAGUACGCGUGGUGGACGAGCUUCCACUUCGAUGAGGGUACGUGGUCCGUUAGCGAGGCAGCGCCGACGUUGGCCUUGCUCGCCCCGCCGAGGUCCGCCGAGUUCGGGCAGGACCUGGCCGGCCCGCCCGUCGAGGUCACCCUGGACCCUCGCGCGUGGCUCGUUGCUCUCGGUAACGCCAUCCCCCCUGACCUACAGCAACAGGUCACCACAUACCUCUUCAACGCCCUGCGCAACUACUUCAAUGGUCUCCAAAUCACCUUUACCCUCCCGGAUGGCUCCAGGCUGACGAUCACCUACACCUCGAGGAACGGCGUGCCGCCCGGUACUGUCGCCGCCGUUGCAUUGUCGCCCAGCGGGCCUGGUGCUCAGGAUCCUAAAGAGAUCAUCAACAACGCUCUGGACGAGGCCCUUGCCAAGGGCGUCUUGCCCAAGGGGGAGACCUGGGUCAUAAACCCGCAAAGAGCACUGGCGGAUACCCCUGAAGGGUAA